This is a messenger RNA of Parasteatoda tepidariorum (common house spider), 723 nucleotides long. RefSeq lists its product as uncharacterized. The record is from RefSeq and is a predicted model, not a curated record. NCBI's taxonomy places the organism in Eukaryota, Metazoa, Arthropoda, Arachnida, Araneae, Theridiidae.
UUGGGUUCAAACUGGACAGAACUAAACAGUCUGAAGCGUUUUGCAAUCCUAUAUAUGAAGGAAACGUCUAUAUGUUUAAAAACUAAUAAAUGAGUUACGCAUUAUUUUUAACUCAUUUUGUGUUGUGCAUUUUUUUUCUUCAUGAUAUAAAACAAAAGAAUUCCGGUUUUUUGGAAUGUUUCCAAUCGAGUACGCUUCUUGGAUAGAUCUUGUGCUUGAUCACUAUGUCUUUAGUGUAAUAAUAAGUGUAUUUUUAGUGGCUACUACUUUUAUUAUUUCAAAAAUGAAUAAACAUUCUGACAAUUGCUUAAAUAUAUGCUCUUCUGAUCCAAAGUCGACCAAUGAGUGUGAUAAUUCGGAUGCAACUGCAAUAUCGUCUCUGGCAAGGUCUCCAGCGAUAAUAGCUGAAAAAGUAAUUGAAGCAAACAUGACCGAAGAACAAAAGAGGCUAGAACAAGAAGUGAAGAAGAAACAACUGGCCCAAAUAUAUGAACUGAUGCAGCAACAAAGUGAUAAAUUUGGAAAUAUUAGUAUGACUGAAGUGGAGGAACAAAUGAAGUUAUAUCAAUGAGAAUCUCUGUUUUUUUAUUUUGUAACAUAUAAGAUAUUUGCUUGCUAACAGUUUUUUUUUUAGCAUUUUGUUAUUACUAGUCAUAACCGUAUUUUAUAUCUUGUAUUUAUUUUAUAUUUGUAAUAGUAAAAAUAAAAUGAAGAUUUUUCUUU